Messenger RNA from Candidozyma haemuli, 1302 nucleotides. RefSeq names its product COMPASS subunit protein (gene SWD1). The record is from RefSeq and is a predicted model, not a curated record. Gene Ontology annotation, cellular component: Set1C/COMPASS complex. The coding region runs from base 1 to 1302 and encodes 433 amino acids. Gene Ontology annotation, molecular function: protein binding. NCBI's taxonomy places the organism in Eukaryota, Fungi, Ascomycota, Pichiomycetes, Serinales, Metschnikowiaceae. The transcript has a single exon.
AUGAACUUAUCCCUACAAGAUCCCUUUGCCGUGGCUAAGGAGUAUCCAGAGACGUUAGUGCAAACUCUUCAUCAUGGACACGCAGUGGUGAUCCAGUUUAACGUCAAGGGGGACUACUUAGCGGCGGGUAUCAGCGAUGGAAGAAUCAUAAUCUAUGAUAUGGUUUCGUACACCAUCGUUGCAGUUCUACGAAAAGACGGCCAUGUCAGACAGAUAACAUCGCUUAAUUGGUCUCAGUGUGGCCGCUACCUUCUUCUGUCCUCCCAAGAUUGGUGUUGCAUUCUUUGGGACUUGAAGUAUGCAAACAAGGUGGGUGUUGAUAAGAACCCAGCUAUGCUUCGAAAAGUCAGGUUCGACUCGCCCGUAUGGCUGUCUUCGCUACAUCCAAGGAACCCUUUCAUUUUCACAGCAUCAUUAUUUGAGGAUGACCCAGUACAUGUGGAGCUAAAGGAUGAGCCUGUGGUGACAAAGCUUAAAACAGAACCUCUCCAGCAACAGGAGACUGAAAAAGACGAUAGCGAGCCAAAGAAGAGAGAAACCAAACACAUGACUCUCGUAACGCGGUUCAGUCCCCAGGGUGACUUUGUUUUCACCGGUACAAGUAAAGGCUGGUUAAAUAUCAUGAACGCCGAGGACCUAAAGACAGUUCACCUGACGAAAGUUACAAACAGCAAUAUCAAGACGCUUGAGAUUUCACGUAAUGGCAGAAAGUUGGCGGUGAACUCCUCAGAUCGUGUGAUUAGACAAUUUACGCUCCCAGAUAUGAUUAAUAACCAGGACCCUUCAACUUGGGAGUUUGAGAUUGAGCACAAGUACCAGGAUGUCGUCAACAGAUUACAGUGGAACACUGUGGCAUUUAAUCAUAACUCAGAAUUUCUUGUUGCGUCGACGUUUGGCCAAAGUUCACAAGAUUUGUAUCUCUGGGAGACCCAGAUGGGUUCUUUAGUGAAGAUUCUCGAGGGAAGCCACGAAGAGCUCAUCGAUGUCAAGUGGAACUACAACAAAUGCAUGAUUGGCUCGACAGGGCUCGAUACGGGGGCGAUAUACCUCUGGCUGGUGCAGUUUCCAUCGAAAUGGAGCGCUUUAGCACCGGAUUUUGUGGAGAUUGAAGAAAACGACGAGUAUGAAGAGAAGGAAGACGAGUUUGACAUUAUAGACGAGACAGAGGUGAUCAAAAAAAGAUUAGAAGAAGAAGAUACCGAAGUGGAUAUCAUAAAACGUGAAACGACAGAUGCCCGUGGCUUCGAUACCGAGAUCGAGUCUUUCGUGAUCCCCAUAGACUACGAGAAGCCAGUGGUAUAG